Messenger RNA from Pestalotiopsis fici W106-1, 624 nucleotides. RefSeq lists its product as uncharacterized. The record is from RefSeq and is a predicted model, not a curated record. The coding region runs from base 1 to 624 and encodes 207 amino acids. Lineage: Eukaryota; Fungi; Ascomycota; Sordariomycetes; Amphisphaeriales; Sporocadaceae. Gene Ontology annotation, molecular function: N-acetyltransferase activity. The transcript has a single exon.
AUGACCAUUCACUCCGAUGCCCGCACAACAUUGACGACCGUCCCGACUCCACCAGUCACGUCGUCACCCAGGUUGCCGCCAAGUGCAGCUGGCUCUGCUUCUACCGUCUCGAUCGGUAGGGCAGCCGAGCAAGAAUCAGCGGUCAUGGCCAAGCUCGGAGGGGAUGUAUUCACUGCGACAUUUGGCCAUUCCGUCUCCAGCGAGGAUCUCGACGAUUUCCUGAGGACGACAUAUUCAACCGAGGCAGUGCUUGCCGAGUUUUCGGAUCCCAGCAAAUCAUACCUGGUCGCGCGCAAUGGCGAAGGCAGUGUCGUUGGCAUUGCCCAAUUGCAGCACGGCAAGACCCAUUCAAGUGUGGAUGGAGCUGAGAACGAAAUCGCAGUCAUGCAAAAGGUCUACGUUGACUCGAGUAUGCAUGGUCAGGGAGUAGGCAGUAAGCUCAUCCAAGCGAUAGAGGACCUCGCCCGGGAAAAGGGUGUCAAGAAGCUCUGGUUGACGGUGUGGGAGGAGAAUGUCAAGGCGCAGAGACUGUAUCAGCGACUUGGCUACGAGAGAACCGGAGAGAUUGACUUUGCCACGGGAACGUGUAUACAGACGGAUUACGUUCUCACCAAACGACUGUGA